AUGGUUGGCACUUUAGUGACUGUUGUUGCCGAGCGCAUACAUAAAAAGGUGGUCUCAAUUGCUUCCAAAGAAAUCGCCCUUGCUUGGGGCUACAAAAAGAAGUUGGACACUCUUGAACAUACGUUGAAAAUUAUAUGUGCCAAGUUACGGGAUACUGAAAACGAAAAAGGUAAAAACCAUGGUGUGAUGGUAUGGCUGACACUCCUAAAACAUGUAUUUGGUGAAGCUGAUGAUCUGUUGGAUGAGGUUCAUUACGAAAUGCUGAGGCAUGAGGUGGUGACACGAGAUGUAACGAGAAUGAUAUCCUUUAAAUCUCUCCCUAGCUUGAAAACAUUUUCAAUUCGUAGAGGAUUGGGACACAGGAUCGAAAACAUUACCGACAAAUUUUUUGAGAUGAAUGAACAUGCCAACAAUUUAGGACUACAAAAUAGACACCCUCUUGUCCAGGAUGGUCUCUAUCAGGAGACUGAUUCAUAUCUAGAUGAAUUCAAAAUUGUUGGAAGGGAUAGUGAUGAACUACAUAUCAUACAACUUUUAACCGAAUCAAGAAAAGAAGAAAAAAUUAGGAUUCUUCCCAUUGUGGGAAUGGGCGGGAUAGGGAAGACCACACUCGCCGAGUCGGGCCUUCCGACCCGCCGAGUAGAUCCCGAUCCCGCGUCCCUGACUUAA
Messenger RNA from Lactuca virosa, 669 nucleotides. The record is from the annotation of a GenBank genome assembly. NCBI's taxonomy places the organism in Eukaryota, Viridiplantae, Streptophyta, Magnoliopsida, Asterales, Asteraceae.